Molecule: messenger RNA, 2301 nt
Organism: Medicago truncatula (barrel medic)
Lineage: Eukaryota; Viridiplantae; Streptophyta; Magnoliopsida; Fabales; Fabaceae
Product: NAD(P)H-quinone oxidoreductase subunit 1, chloroplastic
Exons: 1
Coding region: 809-1375 (188 amino acids)
Biological process (GO): aerobic respiration
Cellular component (GO): membrane
Molecular function (GO): NADH dehydrogenase activity
Source: RefSeq, a predicted model, not a curated record
AAUUAGUGUCAUUACUAUUACUGAUCAAUAAAAAUAUCUACCAAAAACGAGGGGGAGAGAAAAGCUUUCAUUUUAUGAUAAAAAAUUCAUUUAUACCUGUUAUUUCACAAAAAAAAAAAAAGAAGAAAACCCCGGAUCAGUUGAAUUUCAAGUAUUCAAUUUCCAUAAUAAGAUACUAAGACUUACUUCACAUUUGGAAUUACACCCAAAGGACUAUUUAUCUCAAAGGGGUUUACAUAUAAUUCUAGGAAAACGGCAACGACUACUGUCUUAUUUGUCAAAGAAAAAUAAAAUACGUUAUAAAAAAUUAAUAAAUCAGUUGGGUAUUCGGGAUUCACAAAUUCGUUAAUUUCAAGAAUCAUUUUCAAUUAUUCGAUUUAUUAGAUCCUGAAUUUUGAUGAACUUUUUUUUUAACGAUUCAUGGAAGAAUGAAUCGAGGAAAAACCUAUGAAUGUGCCAGCUACAAGAAAAGACCUCAUGAUAGUCAAUAUGGGGCCUCAACACCCAUCAAUGCAUGGUGUUCUUAGACUUAUUGUUACUCUGGAUGGUGAAGAUGUUAUUGAUUGUGAACCAAUAUUGGGUUAUUUACACAGAGGUAUGGAAAAAAUUGCGGAAAAUCGAACAAUUAUACAAUAUCUGCCUUAUGUAACACGUUGGGAUUAUUUAGCUACUAUGUUCACAGAAGCAAUAACCGUAAAUGGACCGGAACAAUUGGGAAAUAUUCAAGUACCUAAAAGAAUGAAAUUGGCUGAUAUUAUCACAAUACUAGGUAGCAUAGAUAUCAUUAUGGGAGAAGUUGAUCGUUGAAAUGAUAAUUGAUACAACGGAAGUCCAAGAUAUAAAUUAUUUUUCCGGAUUGGAAUCUUUCAAAGAGGUCUAUGGAAUUCUAUGGAUACUUGUACCUAUUUUGAUUCUUGUAUUGGGAAUCACAAUAAGUGUACUAGCAAUUGUAUGGUUAGAAAGAGAAAUAUCUGCAGGGAUACAACAGCGUAUUGGACCCGAAUACGCCGGUCCUUUUGGAAUUCUUCAAGCUCUAGCAGACGGAACAAAACUACUAUUCAAAGAGAAUCUUAUUCCAUCUAGGGGAGAUAUUCGUUUAUUCAGUAUCGGACCAUCCAUAUCAGUAAUAUCAAUUCUAAUAAGUUAUUCAGUAAUUCCCUUUGGCUAUAACUUUGUUUUAUCUGAUUUCAAUAUCGGUGUUUUUUUAUGGAUUGCUAUUUCGAGUAUUGCUCCCAUUGGACUUCUUAUGUCAGGAUAUGGGUCAAAUAAUAAAUAUUCCUUUUUGGGUGGUCUACGAGCUGCUGCUCAAUCGAUUAGUUAUGAAAUACCAUUAACUCUAUGUGUCUUAUCAAUAUCUCUACGUGCGAUUCGUUGAAACCAAAAAAGCUAUUCGAUGCUAUUGCUAUGCUCCUCUCUUUAUAGUACUAUAUAUAAUAGGAAAGGAGUCGAAUAAAUUAAAUAGAAACCUUCAUUAUCUUAAUUUGAUUUUUCACAAUUCGGAUUGAAGAACUAAAUUAGAUAGUUAUAUGAGUGAAAAAAAACAGCUUAUAUUGAAUAAAAUUUCAGAAUACUCUAUUACCUAUAGUUAACAGAUAGUAUGAUGAUUUUAAAUGGCAGUAAAAAUAUUGAGUCUCAUUUUCUAUGUAUAAGAAUGAAGUCAAAUAAAAUAAAUUAUAAAGAGAAGAGGACAUUUAACCCAAGAUUGGAGAAUAUUUUUCAUCCUGUUUUGAAGCGGGCUCAAAAGACCAACCUUAUUGAGUUUUAGUUAUCAUUUGUAUGAUCCUAGAUGUUAAAAUAAGGGGUUAAUAAAAAAAAGAGUGGAUGGUUAGAAACACCAAGAUACACAAAGGAUUAGUAACACAGAUUUUGUAAAUUAUCCAAAAGACAAUUUACGCAUAAUAGAAAAAGAAUACUAAUUGGGGCUUUAAGUUGGUAGAAAAAAUCAAGCAGUACUCCCCAUAACUCCGAUCCAGAGUAUGCUUCCAUCCACCGAUUAAAUAAAUUACUAUCAGGAACGAAAAAAUCCUUUAAAAUUUUUUAAGUCCCUUUUUCAUAGCACAAACAAAGAAGAAUAGGAACGAAAAAAGAAGAAGAAAUCAUAAACGAAAAGCAGAUCUCUUUUUUGUGCUAUGAUUUCUUAUAUCCAUAUUCAUAUUCAUGGAGAUCAAAUUCACAUGAUAAUUAAGAAACGAAUGUGUAAUUCUUUUUCGUAAUUCAAAAUGCCGAGGGUUAUGGAGAAUUCUAAAAGAGUAUUUUAUUGAAGAAUUCAGUUAUUACUCAACAAAUUCAAAUUUCGAUUUU